AUGCAACGAGAGAAAAAUUAUGUUUGCGUAGUUUACUAUUUUGUGAAGAAACCAACGUCACAUGCUGGAAAUAAUUCAAACACACCUACACGAUAUUUGAUUAGCUUGGCGUAUAAGUAUCAACGAAAUAUUCUCAUUAGUGUUUUUCGUUUAGUCAAAUCUCAUAGAGAAUCUACCUGGCUAGUAGUUAAUCUCCCUACACCUUCGUUUUUAUCAACUCGCACCAUGUUCCAAAAACAAGCCUUAGUUAUUGGUAAUAGUGCUUACGUACAUCAAGCCAGAAGUUCGUCUAUGCAUGAUGCAAGUGAUAUGUCUGAUUUAUUACGUUCUAUUGGAUUUUUGACGCAUUCUGCUGUCAAUCUCAACACCAUCGAUUUGUUAGAACGAACGAACAGAUUCUUACUAUCCAUCCAACCGAAUUCGAUUGUACUAUUGUAUUUCUCUGGUCUUGCUGCUCAGUACGAUGGCAAUACCUAUCUGAUGCCAACAAACAAUCAUAUAAUUAAUACAGACACUGUAAAAGAACUCUCCUUAAACGUUGACCAAUACAUUGGGAAUAUGGUUAAUAAAAGUCCUCGAGCAAUAAUAAUUAUACUUGAUUGCUAUCGUCCUCCUCAAUCAAUAGUAACCAUGACACCUUUCUUUGACAGAGAACCACUUGGAUUAACGCAAGGUCUUGCCCCAAUACGUCCACCACCAUCAACAGUCAUCGCCUAUUCAUGCAGUCUAGGAUCAACCUUUAAUGCAUUAGCAAGCAACGGUCGAAACAGUCUGUAUACUUUUUAUUUACUUCACUAUUUAAGGAUGCCCAAUGUUGAUAUUGACACUAUUUUAAAAUACGUUGCGUUAAAUGUUCAAAGAGACACUUCCAACAAACAAAUACCUGAACGAUACAGCAAUGUUCAGGAAUAUCUUUGUCUUGCUAGUAAUCCAUAUGUGAAGAGUGCAGGAUGGUUUGAUGGUGCACGGCCAGAUUUCGCUUUGCAGUCAAUGAACUUCUACACUUCUCAACAUUUACAUCUUAUGAGCAGAAUUCUAUUUCAAUGGCCUUAUUUCUACCAAAGAUUUCUCAUGCAACGAUAG
This is a messenger RNA of Adineta ricciae, 1083 nucleotides long. Lineage: Eukaryota; Metazoa; Rotifera; Eurotatoria; Adinetida; Adinetidae. The record is from the annotation of a GenBank genome assembly.